Messenger RNA from Rhinolophus ferrumequinum (greater horseshoe bat), 4317 nucleotides. RefSeq names its product matrilin 2 (gene MATN2). The record is from RefSeq and is a predicted model, not a curated record. The coding region runs from base 304 to 3174 and encodes 956 amino acids. The transcript has 19 exons. Gene Ontology annotation, molecular function: calcium ion binding. NCBI's taxonomy places the organism in Eukaryota, Metazoa, Chordata, Mammalia, Chiroptera, Rhinolophidae.
CGUACGCCACGGCACCGCCUUCCCGGCCGCUCGCCCGCCCGCUCUGGCCCGGAGCCUUCCAGGCAGCCAGCGAGCGAGGGGAGCGCUCGGGGAUGGGACUUGGAGGAGGCGGCUAAGGAGGAGACAGCGGCAGUGGCGCGGGCUUCUUGCUUGGCUCCCACGAACGGCCCCUGAGAAUAGCCGCGGCUCUCGGCGCAGCGAGGAGGCCCAAGAGGAAGACCCGGGUGGCUGCGCCCCCGUCUUGCUUUCCAGGCGCUGGCGGCUGCUGCAGGUGAGCGAGCCUUGCGCCUCUUCCUCUUGAAGAUGGAAAAGAUGCUGGUGGGCUGCUUUCUGCUGAUCCUCGGACAGAGCCUCCUCCUCCCCGCUGAGGCCAGGGAGUGGCCACCCUCCAGGUCCAUCUCCAGAGGGAGACACCCUAGGACCCACCCUCAGACGGCCCUCCUGGAGAGCUCCUGUGAGAAUAAGCGGGCAGACCUGGUCUUCAUCAUUGACAGCUCCCGCAGCGUCAACACCCACGACUAUGCCAAGGUCAAGGAGUUCAUUGUGGACAUUUUGCAGUUCUUGGACAUUGGCCCUGACAUCACCCGAGUGGGCCUGCUCCAAUAUGGCAGCACCGUCAAGAAUGAGUUCUCCCUCAAGACCUUCAAGAGGAAGUCCGAAGUGGAGCGUGCUGUCAAGAGGAUGAGGCACCUGUCCACGGGCACCAUGACAGGACUGGCCAUCCAGUAUGCCCUCAACAUUGCUUUCUCAGAAGCGGAGGGGGCCCGGCCCCUGAGGGAGAAUGUGCUGCGGGUCAUAAUGAUUGUGACGGAUGGGAGGCCACAGGACUCAGUGGCCGAGGUGGCUGCAAAGGCACGGGACACAGGCAUCCUGAUCUUUGCCAUUGGCGUGGGCCAAGUGGAUCUCAACACGCUGAAGGCCAUAGGGAGUGAGCCCCACGAAGACCAUGUCUUCCUGGUGGCCAACUUCAGCCAGAUGGAGUCGCUGACCUCGGUGUUCCAGAACAAGUUGUGCACGGUCCACAUGUGCAGCCUCCUGGAGCAUAACUGUGCCCACUUCUGCAUCAAUACCCCUGGUUCAUACAUAUGCAGGUGCAAACAAGGGUACAUCCUCAACUCGGAUCAGAAGACUUGCCGAAUCCAGGAUCUGUGUGCGGCGGAGGACCACGGCUGUGAGCAGCUCUGUGUGAAUAUUCUGGGCUCCUUCGUCUGCCAGUGCUACAGUGGCUAUACCCUGGCGGAGGACGGGAGAAGGUGUGUGGCUGUGGACUACUGUGCCUCAGAAAACCACGGAUGCGAACAUGAGUGUAUGAAUGCUGACGGCUCCUACUUUUGCCGGUGUGCUAAAGGAUUUGCUCUUAACCCAGACAAAAAAACAUGCACAAAAAUAGACUACUGUGCCUCACCUGAUCAUGGAUGUCAGCAUGAAUGUAUUAACACAGAUGCCUCCUAUGCCUGCCGCUGCCUAAAAGGCUUUACCCUGAAUCCGGAUAAGAAAACCUGCAGAAGAAUCAACUACUGUGCGCUGAACAAGCCGGGCUGUGAGCACGAAUGCGCCAACACAGAGGAGGGCUACUACUGCCGCUGUCGCCAGGGCUACACCCUGGACCCCAACGGCAAGACCUGCAGCCGGGUGGAUCACUGCGCAAAGCAGGACCAUGGCUGUGAGCAGCUGUGUCUGAACACCGAGGAGUCCUUCGUCUGCCAGUGCUCAGAAGGUUUCGUCAUCAACGAGGACCUCAAGACCUGCUCCCGGGCUGAUUAUUGCUUGCUGAGCGACCAUGGUUGCGAAUACACCUGCGUCAACAUGGACAGAUCCUUCACCUGUCAGUGUCCGGAGGGACACGUGCUCCGCAAUGAUGGGAAGACCUGUGCCAAAUUGGACUCUUGUGCCUUGGGGGACCAUGGCUGUGAACAUUCAUGUGUAAGCAGGGAAGACUCUUUUGUGUGCCAGUGCUUUGAAGGGUAUAUACUCCGAGAAGAUGGGAAAACCUGCAGAAGGAAAGAUGUCUGCCAAGCAGUAGACCAUGGCUGUGAGCACACUUGUGUGAACAGUGGUGAGUCAUACAUCUGCAAGUGCUUGGAGGGGUUCCGGCUUGCCGAGGAUGGAAAACACUGCAGAAGAAAGGAUGUCUGCAAAUCGACCCGCCAUGGCUGCGAACACAUUUGUGUUAAUAGUGGCAAUUCCUAUAUCUGCAAAUGCUCAGAGGGAUUUGUUCUAUCUGAGGAUGGAAAACAGUGCAAGAGAUGCUCUGAAGGCCCAAUUGACCUGAUCUUUGUGAUCGAUGGAUCCAAGAGCCUCGGAGAGGAAAAUUUUGAGAUUGUGAAGCAGUUUGUCACUGGAAUUAUAGAUUCCUUGGCGAUUUCCCCCAAAGCUGCUCGAGUAGGGCUGCUCCAAUAUUCCACACAGGUCCGCACAGAGUUUACCCUGAGAAACUUCAGCUCAGCCAAGGAAAUGAAAAAAGCCGUGGUCCACAUGAAAUACAUGGGCAAGGGCUCUAUGACAGGGCUGGCCCUGAAACACAUGUUUGAGAGAAGUUUUACACAAGUAGAAGGGGCCAGACCUCUCUCCGCGCGGGUGCCCCGAGUGGCCAUCGUGUUCACAGAUGGACGGGCGCAGGAUGACGUCUCCGAGUGGGCCAGUAAAGCCAAGGCCAAUGGUAUAACUAUGUAUGCUGUUGGGGUAGGAAAAGCCAUUGAGGAAGAACUGCAAGAGAUUGCCUCUGAACCCACAAACAAGCAUCUCUUCUAUGCUGAAGACUUCAGCACAAUGGGCGAGAUAAGUGAAAAACUAAAGAAAGGCAUAUGUGAAGCUCUGGAAGACUCUGAUGGAAGUCAGGACUCCCCAGCAGGGGAAUUGCCAAAGAGGGUCCACCAGCCAACAGAGUCUGAGCCACUCACCAUAAAUAUCCGAGACCUACUUUCCUGUUCUAAUUUUGCAGUGCAAAACAGGUAUCUGUUUGAAGAAGACAGUCUUUCACGAUCUACACAAAAACUUUCCCAUUCGACAAAAUCUUCAGGAAGUCCUUUGGAAGAAAAACCUGAUCAAUGCAAAUGUGAAAACCUUAUAACAUUCCAGAACCUUGCAAAUGAAGAAGUAAGAAAAUUAACACAACGCUUAGAAGAAAUGACACAGAGAAUGGAAGCCCUGGAAAAUCGCCUGAAAUACAGAUGAAGAUUCGAAUUACUGUUUGUACAUCAUUGUAUCAAAGAUUACAGUGAAAGCAGUUCAAAGCCCCAAAGCUCAGGCUAUCAUUAAUUCUGUCAAGUUGUAAAAUAAAACAUAAUUAGUACUGAGAAAGCUGGUUUGCUAUAAGGCAAAAAGUAGACACUAACUUGUAUAAAUUCAAAGAGAAAAAGAAUCCUUCAGAAUCCGUAAAUGAGUUUACCAAGUGAGAAGAAAUAAGCUAUGCAAGGUGCUCUGUAACACACUGUGGACGUGAUUUGCUUUUGCCUGGUCCUGCCUUAAAGUGACAGCCUUCCCAUGCAUUUAGGAAGCCAAAUGAUGCCUUACAAAAUACCUUGACUAAGCUUGUUUAACUACUUCAAGACAAGUAUUUCUAUCAGAACGUCCUCCCAAAGGGCAUUGUGCUACAGUGGGAAGAACCUCUAGGCCUCAAUCAUAUCGGAUGAUUCUUUCCAAGUGUAAAAGUUGUGAUUCAAAGUAUUAAACCUUUAGCUUAAAUUUAUAUUAGAGUCAUCCAUUUGAUUGUGAAAAGAGAUUUUCAUUAGGAAAUAAAGUAUUAAUUUGGGUUGAGAUGUAAUCAGUUCAGGCAUUGCUUCCAAUUCAAUUUUACUUUGCUUUUUAAGUCCUGGCUCCCUCUUGUGGCUCUAGACUGCCCCUGCUCCCAUUUCCUUUUAAGCUGUUAAACACAUUUCAUUAUAGAGUUUAUAACUUUCUCCAACUCCGUGAGGAAAAUGCCUUCAAGGGAAACAAAGGCCUCCAAUCAAUCCAUCAAAUUUACAGAUUAAUCCAAGAUAUUGAACUUUAAGAUUAUCUACAAUUUGAAAUAUUUCUCUCUUUUCCUUGUUUUGCUGUAUGUCUCAGGUGUAAAGGUUUUACAUUCCAGUUUAUUUGUGUGACCUUUUUAAGCCUUGAUGGUGUCAAAUGGGACUAAUAGUACUAUCUCAUGGGAUUGUCAAGAGGAUUAAAUGGGUUAACAAGUACAUUACUUAGUAAAGUCUAACAUAUUUUAAAUGCUCAAGAUUACCUAUUGUUUUUAUUCAGCAGCCAACAGCACCUCACACAAUCAUGGUGCCACACAAAGCCACAAGCAUAUCAAUGAGAGUUAAGUAAAUGCUUAAGCCCUCAAAGUCA